Messenger RNA from Lontra canadensis (Northern American river otter), 1095 nucleotides. RefSeq names its product signal peptidase complex subunit 1 (gene SPCS1). Lineage: Eukaryota; Metazoa; Chordata; Mammalia; Carnivora; Mustelidae. The record is from RefSeq and is a predicted model, not a curated record. Gene Ontology annotation, biological process: protein targeting to ER. Gene Ontology annotation, cellular component: endoplasmic reticulum membrane; signal peptidase complex.
GAAAGGCCGGUCGCCAUGGAGACAAGGGGCGCGCCGGCAGCCGUUGCGCCGAGGUGGUGCCAGGGAGAGCAGUUUGUCGGGCUGGGGCCGCGGCUCCGGGCACCCGACAGCACUGACAGCGAACCUUUCCGGGCGCGCGAUGCCUCCUCUCGGCCGUCACCACCUCAGCCCUCGAGGAUAGGGCGCCGGGCUACCGCGGGCUCCGAAAGCGCAGGUGGCCUGGUGAUGGCGCGGGGCGGGGCCUCGGGCCGUUCGGGUCUGUGGGAAACAUCCGCUUCCGGGGCCGCGGCCAUCCCACUGCUCGGCUCCGUGGGCCCCCGGAGCUGCCCGUGGUAUCGGAUACGGCGUGCGAUCCCCGAGUCCCGGCUGCCCUCGCCCGGCUGCCAGCCUUCUGAGCCAGUCAUGUUGGAGCAUCUGAGCUCGCUGCCCACACAAAUGGAUUACAAGGGCCAGAAGCUAGCCGAACAGAUGUUUCAGGGAAUUAUUAUUUUUUCUGCAAUAGUUGGAUUUAUCUACGGGUACGUGGCUGAACAGUUCGGGUGGACUGUCUAUAUAGUUAUGGCCGGAUUUGCUUUUUCGUGUUUGUUGACACUUCCUCCAUGGCCCAUUUACCGCCGGCACCCCCUCAAGUGGUUACCUGUUCAAGACUCAGGCUCAGAAGACAAGAAACCAGGGGAAAGGAAAAUUAAGAGGCAUGCUAAAAAUAACUAAUUAGGCUUUUCAUGAUUUAGCUUUACUCUUGCACCGGCUUUCCUUUUGCUUGAGAGCAGCUCAGUUUUCAUACUCAAAACAUGAGCUAAAACCCACUGCUGCUCUUUUGGCAUAGCUGUGUGUAGAUUUUGUUUUCCUUAUAGUUCACUUCCAGCUCAGCUGGCUUUUGAUUUAUAAAUACUUCAGACCUCCUCUUCAUAAUAUUCUUCUGAAAUGAGAACAGGAAACACAAGUAUGCAAAGUUUCUUUCAGGUCUACCAAAAUGAUGAAUAAAUGCCUCUUAAAUGAAAGUACAAUUUAACUGUCAAAGUUUUAUAGUUCACUAUGAGUGGUUAAAUUGUUUUAAUGUUUGCAAUUAAAACUCAGUGCAAGUCUGUGUCUAAA